AUGUCGGACAGUGGAGAGAGACGACGUCCCCCGACCGAGCCGGUCAACGUUGAACCCCGGGAGAAGGAUCCACAGGCAGAGCAGUUGCCGGCUACAGAAGAUGACGGUGGCAACGAGGAUGACCCAUCGAGCAUGACCGCUGCUGCAGAUGCGGCGAACCGGAGUAGCAAGCGAGGUAAAAUCGGCCGCCGGGCAUGCGACGGCUGCAAGGUGCGCAAGAUACGAUGCUCCGAGCUCCCGCCUUGCGAGCGCUGCGUCAAGAUCGGCAUUGCAUGCACCUUUAACCAUGUACAGGCCCUACGCGGCCCGCGCUCUCUGCGCGAGAAGACCAUACGCCGGAUCAAGACGGUACAGGAGGCACCUUCUGCACAACAACAACAACAACAACAACAACAGCCACAGCAGCAGCAGCAGCAGCAGCAUACCGCUGACGAGCCAAGACUCUCCACAUCACCUGUCCAGCAAAAGUCUCCAACCACACUCCUGUCGACGCUCGUCUACCUGCUUUGCACCUACCGUCUCCGACUAUUCUCAGUUUGGCCCAUAGUGGCCGUCGAGGAGGUCAUGGCCGAUCUGCACCGCAACGCCGAGGACCUAUCGACCUACGCGCUGGCCAACGCCAUCGCGGCCGCGACCGUGGCGCAGCUCAAACUUGACUGCGACGGGCAGACGCCAUCUUCGUCGACCCUCGAGGCCGAGGCGCGCCGAGCGCGGAGGGCCAUCAUCGACGGCCAGGGCGACAACGACGACGGCGACAACGACAACGACGAAGAAGAGCCCCUGACGAGCCUGGACUCGCUCCGCACUACCUUCUUCCUGCACAUAUUCCACGAGAACCAAAAGCCCGGUGGCGCAAAGUCGCUCAUGUACCUGCGCGAGGCUAUCACCAUCGCUCAGAUGAUGCGGCUUCACGACGAGGCUUCCUACUCGGGCUCCUCGGGUCACGACCAGAUGAUGCGUAGGCGGAUCCUGUGGCUGCUUUUUGUCACCGAGCGGGGCGUCGCCGUCCUGCACGGCCUGCCCGUAGUGUUAAACCCCAGUCCGAAUGCGCGUUUUCCAUCCCUCGGCGGUUUCGGAGACAGGAAGAGGGCGGGCGAAGAAGAAAAGGAUGACGAGGCCCACAUCCUCCCGGCGUUUAGGAAGCUCAUUGAUCUCUUUUGGAUAUUCGACAGGUCUGGGGCGUUUGAAAUGCUCGGUGAGUCUGGUGGUAGCAACACCCCGACAAGACCGGUCGGGGCAGCAGGCACUCCAAUGGGGGCUGUUCCCGAUGCCGCAGACACACCGCCGGCCGAAUCCAACUCGAACAAGCUGCAGAGGUGUUUUGCGCUGCUCAGGCAACACCAGUUUCACGACGACCAGCAGGCCGAGUCUAACCCAAGCGACGCCGGCGUUGAUCCUCUCGGCGAUGUGCAAAAGGCAGAUGUCCUGGUCACGCAGCUGUGGAUGCAAGCUGUGUUGUGGAAGCUGUUGCUGAGGCGACGACCACAACAUCGACUGUCGGAAGCACUAGUACACACUCAGCCCUUGCAGAUUGCAACCGACUUGAUUAGGAUAGUCGACUGUCUGCCGGCCGCAGCUCUAGAGUCUCACGGGCCGACGAUGGAGCUCAAGAUAUUCGAUAUUGCCAGCGCCGUGGUUGACCAGCUGUCAAUGUCGAGCAACGCGAGAGCUGCGUGGCACAGUGGUCGUGACAGCGCCGAGGGGAUCCUUUCCGAGUUGCAACGAAUUCUCAGCGGCUGUCGAGGUGGAAACACAAAACUUCUGGCCCUUCUUCGGGACAAGAUCGAGGCUCAGAAAAGUUAUGUAGGCCACGACAGAUGCGUCAUAGACCAAGGUCCCGGGUUGAGACAUUCCAACCGAUUCGGUACCAUUUUCGAGCACCACGGACCAUCUCUGGGCCACGGUCAAGUUCUCAGCUACCAAGAAAGCUUGGAAGGAAGAGUCCGAGAUGCGUUCGACAACAGCUCGAGGGCUCAGCUUUACAACCCAGUCGGGCAAGGCUUACAUAUGACGCAGGUCAGCGCGGGCGAUAUGCUCCUCGGCAUGUCCAGCGACGUCGAGGGUCUUCAGGUGCCUAUAGACGGGAUGGCGGACUCUGGAGCGGCACUGUUUGCCGAGCUGGCAUCGAACGGGGGCUUUAUGUGGGAUGGGAACCUUUCCGGUGAUCGGAUAGGUGUAUGGCCUGCAUGUGUGCCAAACUAG
Molecule: messenger RNA, 2202 nt
Organism: Pyricularia grisea
Lineage: Eukaryota; Fungi; Ascomycota; Sordariomycetes; Magnaporthales; Pyriculariaceae
Exons: 1
Coding region: 1-2202 (733 amino acids)
Biological process (GO): DNA-templated transcription; regulation of DNA-templated transcription
Molecular function (GO): DNA binding; DNA-binding transcription factor activity, RNA polymerase II-specific; zinc ion binding
Source: RefSeq, a predicted model, not a curated record